CAUUGGAUGUCACUCGACAAGUACCAAACUGACAGGAAAUUAUAAUGGAGAACUCGUGGCGGUGCGAGCAUAGUCUAGUCCCGUUCGAGAAUGGCGCGCCAAGCAAUGACGGAUUUACAUUACCUACACAGGACUUGCUGUGUAUAAAAGCCGACAUUGGUCAGAUGUAUUUGAAGGCGCUCAGGCGGCAUCACCCCACAGCCAAACUUCUGUAUCAGCCCUGAACCUUUAAGACACUUGCAGAAUCCAACAACGAGUGUCAGUCACCUCAAGGAGAUCGAGAUUGCUUCAAAGGAACAAGCAACGGGCGGUGGUGGUUGAAGUGGAGAAAUCAAGGAUGGAUUCUCUAGUGGAAAAGCCAUUGUUCUACCCCUGGACGAAUGGAAAAUCAGCCCUUGGGCUUCCUUCCUUUCUGGUUGACCGCAUCCAACGAGAGCGGCUUGCACUUUUCGGUGUUCUCAAUCAGUGAAACGCGUGGAGUGCGGGGCACCAGGCAAUAUUAUACACCUAUUGCACUACACUACGAGCCCAUAGUCUGCAGCCGGAGGAUAUGCUCCCCUUCGAGAUGAAUGACGUCAUUGUGAUUGCUGUACUACUGGCAGCUGUACCUGCCCCAAAGCUGCCACUUCCGUACAACACAGCAAUGCACCAGGGCAACUACGGUACAUGCUCAUGUGCCUACAAUAACCCAGCAACCUGAAGAAAUUGACGAUGCUGGACAUCGUUAACCGGGAGCAUCUAGAGUCCAGUCACGAACUCCCAACAGCUUCAUCUCAAAUUGCAAUCAUAUCUGCAUAUCCGUCUGUCACCUUGGCAAGAUUACUCCCAGAAGGGAAAACUAAUGUGAUCUGGCGCUCGUCACUGUCACCGUCACUGUCGACACCAGUGUCCACAUCGACACCGCCGACAUGGAUUUGGUAUCAUCGUGCUUUGGAGGCCGCACGAGGCGUGCGGACGAGGAGGAGCCUCUGUUGUCUCAUUACGACGAUGAUACCGUGUUGCAGAGACAGCUGCAUCAGAAAUUACAUACCUACCAGAUGCUGCGUGCCCUUUCCAAGGGAUACAUGCCGUCCAAUGACCAAGCCAUCGCCAACCUUCGAACCCUUCUCUCCUCCGAUAUUCUGAAUCCAGACAACUCCGGCCUCAGCGACUCGGGACGGGCACUUGUUUUCUACUCCAGGAAAUGGAUUACCCAACUCAUUCAGCUCUUGGAGCACAAGAACAGCCAGGACCAGAUCCAGGAUUUCCUAUGGUACCUCUCCAAGGCUCGUGUGUCCGUCGACAUGGAACAGAUUGCCGAGCGUGCUACCAAGGCUAAAGCCAAGGCUGAUACCGCUGCUGUGUAUAAGAGCAUCCAGACAGUCGGGUCCUUGCUUUUGACCAACUCCGACUUUCGUCUCUUCCUCUCGGAUCUUGGUGUGGUUUCUCGCGAGGUGUUUCGCGACACUGCCUUUGCCCUUUCCGCCGCAUCCAAAGAGGCAGGUGAGCGCCUGGAGCCUUGGAAGGAGGAGAGAGAAUCUGUAGCAAAACCGGGGAACGACGAAACAGCCGACAAACCAGUCCAGCAGGACUUGGAGGCUGAGGUUGCCGAAGUUGGGCAGGUGCUUGGAGACACCGUCGCAACUGUCGCUCAGGAAGCCGAAAGCAGUAUCAUCAACAAAUUACAUAGCGACGAGACGGAUACUCUGCUAUACCGUCUCAAGCAGGCGGUCACCAAGCUGCGAGACCGCAGGGACUACUCGGAUUCAGUAUCGACAUUCUCGCUCCUCCUAAAACGGUAUGCUAUGGUAUACACGCGCAUCGCUCGCGAUACACUCCAGACUACCGAGGAAGCCGUUGAUCAUAACCCAGAGAUGGAUAAGGCUCUCGAAAACUUCUGGCUCUUCAUCAAGUCCUUUGGCGAACAGAAAGAAUGGGAGGAAUUGGAAAAGAGGUUCAAGCUGGUCAUGGACCACGCCCACAGCGACCCCGAAUUCGAGAAACUGAUCGAUGAGCUAGGCAACGCUGCCCAGGAGAUGUUCACCGACCCGUCCUUCUUCGACCAUGCCGAGGAGCGUUUCCAGGACCUCCGAGAUCGAUCUCGACAGCUCACUUCUCGCUCUUCCCUGCGUGAUGACAUUGAUGGUUUGUUAUCACAGUUGCAAUCCACCUUCCAUUCUGUGAUGCGUGAUCGUGAUAUUUCAGGCCUGCUCAAGACAACGGCCGCCAUUGGCAAGAUCUUGUCACCGAAACACCACUACAUCAACACAGACCUUGUGACCGACUGCAUCAACGUCUUUGUUCCAUUGCUCAUUCAAGCAAUCAACUACAUUCCUAUUCCCCGACUGGAGAUCUCUACGCCAGAGAUUGACAUCUUGCUUGAAAACCUCAUUCUAGAGCCUGGCAAGACAAUCAACCACACUUCUUUCUUCCCAUACAAGCUUCGUAUUGAGACCCUCAACGACAUUGAAAUCCGCAAAGCCAGAUUCCGCACAACAUCAGCAAUGAAGAGUCUAGUGAGAAUCAAGAUCGAUGGACUCUCGGUCCGCGCCGAAGAAGUCGGCUUCUGGAUGAAGGUACACACCGGCUUACUGCGCUACGUCGACGAAGGAAUCGCUUCCUUUGCAAUGGAUGAAAGAGGUAUGGAUCUCGAGAUCGACGUAGAAGUUGGUCGAGACAGGAUGGACAAGAUCCUCUCCCUCCGCAGCGUCCGAUGCGAAAUCCACAAGCUCGAUUUCACCUUGCGCCAAAGCAAGUUCAGUUGGCUUGCCUGGCUCUUCAAGCCCUUCGUGAAGCCCGUCAUCAAGAAGACGAUCGAGAUGCAAAUCGCCAUGGGCAUCGCCCAGUCCUUACAGUUUGCCAAUCGCGAGAUCCUGUUCGCUAGGGAGAGACUUCGCGCCACGCGCAUUGCGGAUCCGGAUGAUCUCAAGACGUUCUUCAAGGCUGUCUUGGCGAGGUUGACGCCUCCUGAUGAUCCGGAUGUCAAUAUACGGCUGGGUGUUACGGAUCCCGGAAGGGGCGUGUUUGAUGGAGUAUAUGCUCCUGGAAGUAUCGUCAAGUUGUGGAAUGAAGAGGCCACGCAGGCGUCACAGAGGAUUCGAGAGAAUGAUCAGGAUGGAUGGAGGAAUAGAGUGUUUGACGUUCACACUACCUUGAUGACAUGAGGGAUAUGUCAAGGGACCCUACUACUGGGGCUGUGGACCAGUAGGUAUGAAGGUAUAGUAGUUUCACUUGUGAGGAUACGCUCUGGUAUGGCGAUGGAACAACGUUUUGCUUUUGGCGGUAAUGACUGGUCUCUGACGGAUUUACGAAACUGAUAUUCUAAUUUUCUGACCCUUAUGUUGAGAGAUCUCAGUCAGAUGGACCUAACGAGAAGAAAACACGUCCUACCUUCUCAGAUAUAAGGGUCAGUGCACUCUGCAAGGCGAACCACCUGUGAUAAUAACGAAGGGGAAAACAAGACCGAUAACAAACACUUUCAUAAAUCAUGUCCUGUUCGAGGCUUUAAGAUGUGAUUUCAAACCCCUACCAAAGCAACACAGAAGACCUUCAGAAGCAUAACAAUCUCGAGCACUAGAAGCCCUUGGAAGUAAC
Neurospora crassa OR74A is the source of this 3573-nucleotide messenger RNA. RefSeq lists its product as hypothetical. The record is from RefSeq and is a predicted model, not a curated record. Gene Ontology annotation, molecular function: lipid binding. Lineage: Eukaryota; Fungi; Ascomycota; Sordariomycetes; Sordariales; Sordariaceae. The coding region runs from base 909 to 3143 and encodes 744 amino acids. The transcript is spliced from 2 exons.